AUUAUAAUACGAAUUGAAAUUCAGCCUAAAGUUGAAGGACUACACUUGAAAAGUCUGCUUUCGAAUUCGCAGGUUGUUGGGUCCACCGCACUCCACAGUCCAAAACUCCUUUGGAACCCAUCUCUCUCCUCCGCGAUCGCUUCUAGUUCGGCACAUUUUGAGCACCCCUCUCGUUCGAUCGGAGCACUAAUUCUCCACUUCCGGUUUUUCUUGAUUCCAAGGUUUUUGCUUAGGGUUUGGGUUUCUGAACUUUGAGCAGCAUGGUAAUUCUACCGGUUUUUGGGGUUUCAUAUUUGCUUUGGUUUAAUUAUAAGAAAGAUAUUGGUUGAUGCUUUACUUUCUUUUCUUUCUUUUUUUUUUUCCCUUCUUUUAUUCCCUCCCAAACUUGUAGAAUUAUUUAAUUGGAGCAUUCAAGCCGGCUUGCCACAUUGCGGUUACAUUUUCAGAUGGGAAAACUCGUAAGCAGGUUCCGUUAAAGAAAGAAAAUGGCCAAGUUGUAAUGGUUCCUCUCUUUCACAGCCAGGAAAACAUUGCUGGAAAGAUUUCAAUUGAACCUGUGUCUGGGAAAAAAGUUGAACACAAUGGAAUAAAAGUAGAACUUCUUGGGCAGAUAGAAAUGUACUUUGACAGGAACAACUUCUAUGAUUUUACCUCCCUGGUUCGGGAAUUGGAUGUUCCUGGUGAGAUAUACGAGCGAAAGACAUAUCCAUUUGAGUUUUCAACAGUUGAAAUGCCAUACGAGACUUAUAAUGGUGUUAACGUACGACUUAGAUAUGUUCUCAAAGUGACUAUAAGUCGGGGAUAUGCUGGUAGCAUUGUGGAGUAUCAAGAUUUUGUGGUCCGCAACUACAGUCCACCUCCACCAAUCAACAAUAGUAUUAAGAUGGAAGUUGGAAUUGAAGAUUGCCUUCACAUUGAGUUUGAGUACAACAAGAGCAAGUAUCAUCUUAAAGAUGUUAUUAUUGGAAAGAUAUAUUUUCUUCUUGUGAGAAUCAAGAUUAAAAAUAUGGAUUUGGAGAUCAGACGCCGGGAAUCAACUGGAUCAGGUCCCAACACUCAUGUGGAGACAGAGACGCUCGCAAAGUUUGAAUUGAUGGAUGGUGCUCCCGUAAGAGGUGAAUCUAUUCCAAUCAGACUUUUCCUAAGUCCAUAUGAACUGACACCAACCUACCGUAACAUCAACAACAAAUUCAGUGUGAAAUACUACUUAAAUCUCGUGCUAGUUGAUGAAGAGGACAGGCGGUACUUUAAACAGCAGGAAGUCACGAUAUACCGUGCGGAAUCAUCUUAAUACAGCAUCAUUCUGGUAUUUAUUGAUGUUUUAGUGGAGUUGUAUGCUUUAUGAAGCUUAGGUAUAUGUGAACUAAUCGCACAAUAUGCAGACUCUUGUCAUCGAUGGCUGAAAGAAUAUUGUAGUUGGUUGAACAUGCUUUCAGUUUUUAGUUUUCUUGCAAAUGUAUAGACCAAUCAUGUUAUGUACAUCGGAAGCUCAAGUCGGAAGCCAUGGUUUCAACCUUUAUUGAAGAUUGGGUGGAUAAAUCGGGAUAUUAGAGAGCAACCAUUUCCUUGUGCUGGUGCUUGUCUGGGAUUUCUUUUUUCCUUCACUUUUCGUCUUAGAUAGUGAAAUAUUACCUCCUUCGGCUUGUUAGUUGUAUUGAUGUUUGAACUUGAGAUCUUUAUUGUGAACCUUCUCGACGCUGACCUCGUUUGAACAUCGCCAUGUUGAAGUGAUCUUGUAAUUAUAUUUUCUUGAAUAUUUAUUUGCCUUUCCUUUACGGUGCAUUCGGUGUAUUACGACUAUUGACUUUAUGAAAUCUCAC
Oldenlandia corymbosa var. corymbosa is the source of this 1820-nucleotide messenger RNA. The record is from the annotation of a GenBank genome assembly. NCBI's taxonomy places the organism in Eukaryota, Viridiplantae, Streptophyta, Magnoliopsida, Gentianales, Rubiaceae.